Molecule: messenger RNA, 543 nt
Organism: Prorocentrum cordatum
Lineage: Eukaryota; Dinophyceae; Prorocentrales; Prorocentraceae
Source: the annotation of a GenBank genome assembly
AUGCAUCUGCCCACGGCGCUUGCUGGGCUGGUCGGGCUGGCCCUGCUCGUGCGGGGCGUGCCGGCUGCGCAGGAGGCCGAGUCCUGCGAGGCCGCGGGCGGGUGCGAAGAGGCAGGGCUCGCGCAGCUCAGGACCUUCUUCGCGACGAAGGGCGGCGACUCUGUCCAGGAGGAGGGCGGCUGCAAGUCCAACGGCGAUAUGUGCAUGUCGGACGACAAGUGCUGCUCGGGGAGUUGCGUCGGCGGCGGUUCUAUGAUCCCUGGACAGGUUCUGGGUCGCUGCGCCGAUGGGGCCAGCCUCGCGCAGACGGAUCAGUCGCAGGGUGACACGACGCAGGGCGGCGACUCUGACCAGGAGGAGGGCGGCUGCAAGUCCAACGGCGAUAUGUGCAUGUCGGACGACAAGUGCUGCUCGGGGAGUUGCGUCGGCGGCGGCUCUAUGAUCCCUGGGCAGGUUCUGGGUCGCUGCGCCGAUGGGGCCAGCCUCGCGCAGACGGAUCAGUCGCAGGGUGACACGACGCAGGGCGGCGACUCUGACCAGUAG